AUGGCACCGACGUACACGCUCUACGGCUGGGGCAACACGGCCUCGACUGGCAUUCACUGGAUCCUCGCGGAGCUCGCUGCAUCGUCAGAGGUCACAUACGAGUUUGUUGACGUCGACCUGCCGCACAAGCAGCAAAAGGAGGCAGCCUAUCUGGACAUCAACCCAAAGGGACGCGUGCCGACGUUGAUCGUCGACGGCAAGCCGGUGACUGAGACAGGUGCGAUCGGCCUCCUGCUCUCGGAGCUUCACCCCAAGUCGGGCUUGGCUCCUGCUCCCGGCACACCUUCUCGCGCAAAGUUCCUCGAGACGCACACAUAUGUCGUCAACUCGCUCCUCCCAGCGCUCCGUGACUGGAUGUAUGCAGACAAGGACCAGACCAACCCCGAAUACGCCCACGGAAUCCGCCUACUGACGCUUCAGCGCCUGAACAGCAUUUAUGCCUUGCUCGACGCCCAGCUCGCACAGUCCAAGUAUCUCGUGUCCGACGACGAGCCCACCGAGGUCGACUUUAUCAUGACGGCUACUCUCUCUUGGGACGGCUUUAUCGACAUUCUCUCGGGACAGCACCCCAACCUCAAGAAGUACACCGAGACCAUGAGAAGCCGCCCUGCCUGGAAGUACAUUGAGAAGAAGGAGGGAAUUGUGCUCAAGGUCCAGCCGUGGGAGGAACAGUACCUCACCAUCAAGGGCAACUUGUAG
Molecule: messenger RNA, 699 nt
Organism: Apiotrichum porosum
Lineage: Eukaryota; Fungi; Basidiomycota; Tremellomycetes; Trichosporonales; Trichosporonaceae
Exons: 1
Coding region: 1-699 (232 amino acids)
Source: RefSeq, a predicted model, not a curated record